Molecule: messenger RNA, 4172 nt
Organism: Drosophila rhopaloa
Lineage: Eukaryota; Metazoa; Arthropoda; Insecta; Diptera; Drosophilidae
Gene: AspRS-m
Product: aspartate--tRNA ligase, mitochondrial
Exons: 8
Coding region: 320-3625 (1101 amino acids)
Biological process (GO): aspartyl-tRNA aminoacylation
Cellular component (GO): cytoplasm; mitochondrion
Molecular function (GO): aspartate-tRNA ligase activity; ATP binding; nucleic acid binding
Source: RefSeq, a predicted model, not a curated record
UUCGGUCACACUUGUCCUCAGCCAAGCCAAAACAGUGACAUUUUUUUCGUAAAAUUCGGGAGAAAAUUCUCGACCAUUUGCAGCCCAACAAUUCGCGAUUUUAAGUGACAUUUGGCUGCGAGAAUACAGCGCAAUUGUGGCCCCACAAUCGAUCCAGUUAAUACGAACCCUUUGGCGAAGCCAUCAGCGCCUGCAACUGCAACAACAACUCGUGCACAGUGCCUCCAGUGGCGGUUUAUUGGCCGAAAAGCACAUUCGGCAUCGGAGCACCCCGGAUUCGUUGGUUUCGGCGCAAGAACCGGCUGAUUGUGGUCACAUCAUGAGUGGCAGAUAUCGCGGUGGCGGUGGUGGCGGCGGCGGAAGAUUCGGAGGACGAGGUGGCGGCGGCGGUGGCUAUGGAGAUGGUGGCGGCUACAACGACUUUGACAACUACCGCGGCGGCGGAGGUGGAGGACCCGGCUUCAAUGACAACUUCGGGCCUGGUCCCGGGCCAAAUCCCUUCAACAUGGGUGGUCCCAAUAUUUCCGGCAACGAUCUAAUGCAGCUGAUGAGUGCAAUGGCCAGCAACUUCAACAUGAACUCGCAACCUCCGCAGCCGAUGCGCCAAAGUUGCGGUGAGUUGCGCAAUCACCACUGCGGAUUAUUUGUCGAGCUGUCCGGCAGGCUGAUCAAGAAGCGGGUGAACCGCUUUGCGGAGUUGCGCGACCGCAACGGUGGAGCGUGCCAGCUGGUUGUUCUGGAGGACAAACAUCCGAGGGUGGCGCGACGCAUGAACAACAUGCCCGAGAACACCACCUUGACCAUUGUGGGUCUGGUGAUGCGCCGGCCGCAUAAUUCAUGCAAUCAGACGAUGCCAACAGGCGAGAUCGAAGUGGAGGUGCAGGACAUCCUAAAUAUUCACUUUCCAGCCAGCGGCACAAAGAGAGCUGGAGACAAACGCACAUACAGCACUAUGGUGCAGCAGCAGAGUAACCUGGGGAUCACUAGCACCGAGUACAAGAUAGCCAAGAACGAGAACAUAUUGAAGUAUUUUGAAAAUCGCGAUCUCACCUGCAACGAUCUAAGGCGCGACGACGUGGGCAAGACAGUGACGCUGGUGGGUUGGAUUCCCUCUACCAAAAACAACAAAUUUUUGCAGCUCAAGGAUGGCUAUGGCCAGACGCAACUGAUGAUCGAAGAUCAGUCGCUCAGCGACACAUUCCUGUCGACACCAGAGCAGACAGUUAUCCAGAUAGUGGGCAAAGUUCUGGGAAGACCCAAAGCCAAUAUUAAUUUGAAAUACGACACUGGUGAAGUGGAAGUCAGCGUGACAAGCGUAAAGAUCCUGAACCCAGAUGAUGCCUACGAUGGUCCCAUCAAGGCCAAGGAGAAGCAGCAGAAGUUAUCCAUCGAUGAUCUAGAGGCUGAAGAGGCUGCCGCCGAAGCAUCGGCCAAUCUUAGCAGCAACAAUGGAGAAUCAAAGGAAGACGGCUCAGAAGCAGCUCCCAUUGCCAACAGCUCAGCAAUUGCAGAGCAAAGAGUGAAGGUCGCGGAUACCAACAAAUUCGCCGAUCGCACACAUAAUUGCGGUGAGCUAAGCUCCAAUGAUAUUAACGAGAAAGUCGUUAUCUGCGGCUGGCUGGAGUUUCAGCGGAUGAACAAGUUCUUUAUACUUCGAGAUGCUUAUGGACAGACUCAGGUUCUCCUGUUACCCAAAACACAGGGUCUUGAGGAAUAUUUAGAAACGGGCGUGCCCAUUGAGUCGAUUGUGCGAGUGGAGGGUACAGUGAUCCCUCGCCCAGCGGCCACCAUAAAUCCCAAAAUGCAAACUGGACAUGUUGAGGUCGAGGCAGACAAGGUCGUUGUGCUCAACCCAGCAAAGAAAAAUCUUCCAUUUGAGAUCCGGAAGUUCAAUCGAGCUGGAGAGCGCUUGAGGCUGACUCACCGUUAUCUGGAUCUCCGCUUUAAUGAUAUGCAACAUAAUCUUCGCCUCCGAUCGGCUGUUAUUAUGAAAAUGAGAGAGUAUCUGAUCAACUAUUUGGGUUUCGUUGAGGUGGAGACACCGACUCUCUUCAGAAGAACACCAGGCGGCGCCCAAGAGUUUGUGGUACCUACUCGAAAAGCGGGGCAUUUCUAUUCGCUCGUGCAGAGUCCCCAGCAAUUCAAGCAGAUGUUAAUGUCUGGAGGAAUAGACAGAUAUUUCCAAGUGGCUCGAUGCUACAGGGAUGAAGCGACACGUCCGGAUCGUCAGCCGGAGUUUACCCAAUUGGAUGUAGAGCUGUCCUUUACUAGUCGGGAUGAUAUUAUGCAACUUAUUGAGGAGACACUCCGUUAUUCCUGGCCCAAAGAUUUUCCCCGGUUGCAAACACCUUUCCGCCGUAUUACUUAUGAGGAGGCACUGGAAAAGUACGGCAAUGACAAACCGGACACACGCUUUGGUUUCUUGCUGAAUAAUGUCUCGGAAAUCGUUGAGAAGAGUGGUGAUUUCAAGGAAAAAUACGAAGAUCUCGGUGCUUAUGCCAUCGUGGUGCGGGCCAGUGAAGCCUUUUGGAAUGGAGCUGCCCGUAAGCAUUAUGAAAGUCUGGGCAAGGACUUCAAAGGAACGCUGUUCGUGCGCAAGUUCGGUCCGACAAAAGAUGUACAGGAUAAGCUAGGCAAGCUGCUGGGCGAGGAAGUGGCUAACGAGGUCGCCGAGAAGUUCGACCUUGAAGAAAACGAUCUGCUCUUCCUGGGCAUUGGAGCUAAAGUGGAAACUCGCGCUAUGUUGGGUCGCAUUCGACUGGACUACCACGAUUUCCUGGUCGAGAACGCCAAGGUGAAGAAGCCAAAUGACUUCCGGUUCCUGUGGGUGAUCGAUUUCCCGCUGUUCGAGCGAAAUCGUGAAACCAACCAACUAGAGAGCGUUCACCAUCCUUUCACCCUACCGCACAGCGAUGAUCUGGAUAACUUUGCCACCAGCUGCGAAAACAUGGAGAACAUACGCUCCCAGGCUUACGAUCUGGUACUGAACGGCCAGGAAGUCGGCGGCGGUUCUAUUCGUAUCCACGACCGCGACAUGCAGCACUUUAUACUGGAACAGAUUCUGAAGAUUCCACAUGAUCAUUUGUCGCACUUACUAAGCGCAUUGGAGUCCGGCUGCCCGCCUCAUGGUGGCAUUGCUUUGGGCCUGGAUCGUCUGAUUGCCAUAUUGUGCCGCGCGCGAUCAAUACGCGAUGUGAUUGCAUUCCCCAAGUCACUCAAUGGGCGUGAUCCGCUCUCUAACGCUCCGGUUCCCAUUUCCGACGAGGAGAUGAAGCUCUACCACCUUUCUGUGGUGGAGGAGGAGGAGGCCAGCACAAAUAAUACGUCACACGAACAGGAGGACGACGAUCCCGACCAAGAACGAGCUCCACCCUCCCCAAUGUCGGCGACAAGCGAUUCUGAGCACCCAGAAAUGGAUGUGGACAUCAAGGCGGAGCCUGAGGAGGGCCCAGAAAAGGAAGAAGUGGAAGCCGCCUCUGAACCAGCGAAAUCGCCAGUCAAACCGCCAACAAAAGCAGCAGUUAAGGCAGCUCCCGCCGCCGAAGUCCCCCCACCAGCUGAGCCCGUUCCACCAGUGGCUGCCACGCCGACCAGAGCCAAACGGGCUGUCAAAAAGAAGGUCUAGAGCGGGGGUUCAUUAACAUUACGGAUAACGGAUUAGCAUUUUACGUGUAAGCUCAGUAGUCAGGACGGAAGAUGUCAGCAGGCGGACCAAUCAGUCAGCCAUACACCAACCAGCGGUCGGGUCGGUUCAAUUGAAUGACAGUUACCCUUUUAUACACACAGUUGUAUACCCAAAGGUUAAUAUAUGUACCCACCCCGGAUCUUCUCAACGGACUUCAAUACCAGACCAUAGAACGUAGGAAAACCAAAUUAUACACUUACAUCCCGACCCGGCUGCCUACAUUCUACAAGUCCAUUUCUAAUUAAAAUGGCAACAAAUUUAUUACAAUUUACAAUAUAUACAAAACAGCUUGUAUUCGGAAUUGUUUAAUUAUACGAUGCUUGAAUUACAGUUUCCAAAAUUGAAUCUGAUUUGAAGUCAUCGAUUGCGCAUGAUCGAUGUCCACAUUCAACGAAAUAUUAUUAUUAACAUUAAUUUAUGUAAUAGUACAGAUUAAACUGAAAUUGUAUUAAAUUGAAAAAAAAACUUAUUGGAAUUCAGCAACAAA